Plasmodium yoelii is the source of this 972-nucleotide messenger RNA. RefSeq lists its product as uncharacterized. Bases 1 to 972 code for a protein of 323 amino acids. The transcript has a single exon. Gene Ontology annotation, cellular component: mitochondrial inner membrane. Gene Ontology annotation, molecular function: phosphate transmembrane transporter activity. Gene Ontology annotation, biological process: mitochondrial phosphate ion transmembrane transport. The record is from RefSeq and is a predicted model, not a curated record. Lineage: Eukaryota; Apicomplexa; Aconoidasida; Haemosporida; Plasmodiidae.
AUGCAAGGAUCAGAUAAUUGGGAUUCGAGAUUUAGUAGCCCAGUUACUAGAAUAAAACAUCCACAUGAACACAAUUUGUCAUAUUAUAGUAAAUGCAUGUUUGGAGGAAUAUUGUCUUGUGGAUUGACACACACAUUAAUAACCCCAUUAGAUGUUACAAAAUGUAGAAUUCAAACAUAUCCAAAUAUAUAUAAAAAUUUAUUUCAAAGUAUAGGAAAAAUAAUAAAAGAGGAAAAAGUUAAAAGUUUAUCAUUAGGAUGGACUCCUACAUUUAUAGGAUAUUCUCUUCAAGGUUUAUGUAAAUUUGGUUUUUAUGAAAUAUUUAAAGAUGUGUAUUCAAAUUAUUUAGGAGAAGAAUAUGCAUAUAAAUAUAAAGGAGCAACAUGGCUACUUGCAUCAGCAUCAGCAGAAUUUGCAGCAGAUAUAUUUUUAUGUCCAUUUGAAAUGAUUAAAGUUAAAAUGCAAACAAGUAAACCUGGAACAUUUCCAAAUAAACUAUCAAAAUCUUUUUCAUUUAUGUUAAAAAACAGAAGCGAAACAAAAUUUCCAUUUGGUAGUGUUUCACCUUUAUGGUGCCGUCAAAUCCCAUAUACUAUGGCUAAAUUUUAUUUUUUUGAAAAAAUUGUUCAAUUAAUGUAUGAUAAUGUAUUUACCCAACCAAAGGAUACCUAUUCUAAGUCAACACAAUUAGGUAUAACUUUCGCAUCAGGAUAUUUAUCUGGUAUUAUAUGUGCACUAGUUUCACAUCCUGCCGAUAAUAUGAUAUCUCAAUUAGGAAAGGUAGAAAACAAGGGGAAAACUUUAUCUAUUAUAACAAAAGAGAUGGGAAUGUAUAAUUUAUUUACGAAAGGUAUAUGCACAAGGGUUUUAAUGAUAGGAACAUUAACAGGUUUACAAUGGUGGAUAUAUGAUACAUUUAAAUCAGUUAUGGGUUUAGGUACAUCUGGAUCAGGAUCUGUUGCUAAAAAAUGA